Jaculus jaculus (lesser Egyptian jerboa) is the source of this 603-nucleotide messenger RNA. RefSeq names its product lymphotoxin alpha (gene Lta). The record is from RefSeq and is a predicted model, not a curated record. Gene Ontology annotation, biological process: immune response. The transcript has 3 exons. Gene Ontology annotation, cellular component: membrane. Gene Ontology annotation, molecular function: tumor necrosis factor receptor binding. The coding region runs from base 1 to 603 and encodes 200 amino acids. Lineage: Eukaryota; Metazoa; Chordata; Mammalia; Rodentia; Dipodidae.
AUGACCCCACCGGGACAUCUCUACCUCCUGAGGGUGCAUGGCACCCCCCUUCUUUUCUUCCUGGGGUUGCUGCUGGCCCUGCCUCCAGGGAAAGAGGGACUCCCUGGCCUUCACCUGUCACCCUCAGCUGCCCAGAGGGUCCAUCAACAUCCACAGAAGCAUUUUGCCCAUGGCACCCUCAAGCCUGCUGCUCACCUUGUUGGAGACCCCAGCAUACCAAAAUCACUGAGCUGGAGAGCGAACACAGAUCGUGCCUUCCUUCGCCAUGGCUUCUCUUUGAACAACAAUUCCCUCCUGGUCCCAACCAGUGGCCUUUACUUUGUCUACUCCCAGGUGGUCUUCUCUGGCGAAGGUUGCUCCCCUGCCCCUGUGUACCUGGCCCACGAGGUCCAGCUCUUCUCCUCCCAGUAUCCCUCCCACGUGCCUCUCCUCAGCGCCCAGAAGUCAGUGUGCCCGGGGCUACAUGGACCGUGGGUGCGCUCCAUGUACCAGGGGGCUGUGUUUCUGCUCAGCAAGGGAGACCAGCUGUCCACUCACACGGAAGGUGUCUUCCAUCUACACUUUAGCCCCAGUAGUGUAUUCUUCGGAGCUUUUGCUCUGUAG